Kogia breviceps (pygmy sperm whale) is the source of this 2326-nucleotide messenger RNA. RefSeq names its product hyaluronan binding protein 2 (gene HABP2). The record is from RefSeq and is a predicted model, not a curated record. Lineage: Eukaryota; Metazoa; Chordata; Mammalia; Artiodactyla; Physeteridae. Gene Ontology annotation, biological process: proteolysis. Gene Ontology annotation, molecular function: calcium ion binding; serine-type endopeptidase activity.
UGUGCUGAACACUCAGCAGCUACCCCCUCACCCCCAACCCCAGGAGCCAGGGCCACUUUGCUGCUUUCUCUCCAGAAAAGAAACCUCCCCCAUGACUCAGCCCAGCCCCAAAGUUACCAUUUGUUUAAUCAAGAUAGUUGGUUUGCAAAACAUUAAACAUUAAACAGUAUUUGAUGCCUAGUUAAUAAUUUGCAUCCUCUUCAUUUGUUCCUGAAUCCUUGGAGACUGACACUUUCCCCCCCAAAGGAAUAGACAACAAAAGAAAUUGUUUUUAGAGCAAAACAAGAGUUCUUAAACUACAAAGAUGUUUGCCAGAAUGUCUGAUCUCCAUGUUCUGCUGUUAAUGUUUCUGGCGGGAAAGACAGCCUUCGGGUUCUCCCUCCUGUCUUUACUCACCGACCUGGACCCAGAUUGGACUCUCGACCACUAUGAGUACAGCCAAGAGUCUUAUGACCAGGAGGAGAACGCCAGCAGUGCUCUCGUCCAUCCCGAGAACCCUGACUGGUACUAUGCAGAGGACGAUCCAUGUCUGUCCAACCCCUGUGCGCAUGGUGGGGACUGCCUCAUCAGCGGGGCCACAUUCACCUGCAGCUGUCCAGCCCCUUUCUCUGGAAACAGGUGUCAGAAUGUGCAAAACAAAUGCAAGAACAAGCCAUGUGGCCGAGGAGACUGUCUCAUUACUCAGAGAUCUCCUUACUACCGCUGUGCCUGUAAGCACCCUUACAGGGGUGCAGACUGCUCCAGAGUGGUUCCUGCAUGCAGGCCAAAUCCCUGCCAAAAUGGCGGCACCUGCUCCCGGCAUAGGCGGAGAUCCAAGUUCACCUGUACCUGUCCUGACCAGUUCAAGGGGAAACUCUGUGAAAUAGGUUCUGAUGACUGCUAUGUUGGUGAUGGCUACUCUUACCGAGGGAAAGUGAGUAAGACAGUCAACCAGCACUCAUGCCUUUACUGGAACUCCCACCUCCUCUUGAAGGAGAAUUACAACAUGUUUAUGGAGGAUGCUGAGGACCAUGGGAUUGGAGAGCACAACUUCUGCAGGAACCCAGAUGGAGACAAAAAGCCCUGGUGUUUCUUUAAAGUAAACAAGGCAAAGGUGAAAUGGGAGUACUGUGAUGUCCCCGCCUGCUCAGCCCUAGAUGUUGCCAACCAAGAGGGAAGCCUCACAGAGCCCCCAGCCAAACUUCCCGAGUUUGACUCAUGCGGGAGGACUGAGAUAGCAGAGAGGAAGGUCAAGAGGAUCUACGGUGGCUUUAAGAGCACAGCUGGCAAGCACCCAUGGCAGGCGUCGCUGCAGACCUCGUUGCGACUGACCGUCUCCAUGCCCCAGGGCCAUUUCUGUGGGGGGGCACUGAUCCACCCCUGCUGGGUGCUGACUGCCGCCCACUGCACCGACUUAAAAGCCAAAUAUCUAACAGUGGUGCUAGGGGACCAGGACCUGAAGAAGACAGAAUUCCACGAGCAGAACUUUGGGGUGGAGAAGAUAUUCAAGUACAGCCACUAUGAAGAAAGAGACGACAUUCCCUACAACGACAUUGCUUUGCUCAAGCUAAAGCCAGUGGAUGGCCACUGUGCCCUGGAAUCCAAGUAUGUGAAAACUGUAUGUUUGCCUCACGGUUCCUUUCCCUCUGGGACUGAGUGUCACAUCUCCGGCUGGGGUGUUACAGAAACAGGAGAAGGGUCCCACCAGCUCCUGGAUGCCAAAGUCAAGCUGAUCAGCAACACUGUGUGCAACUCCCGCCAACUGUAUGACCACAUGAUCGAUGAAAGUAUGAUUUGUGCAGGAAACCUCCAGAAGCCUGGGCAAGACUCCUGCCAGGGUGACUCUGGAGGCCCUCUGACCUGUGAGAAGGACGGUACCUACUACGUCUAUGGGAUCGUGAGCUGGGGCCUGGAGUGUGGGAAGAAGCCAGGAGUCUACACCCAAGUGACCAAAUUCCUGACUUGGAUCAAAGCCACCAUGGAAAGGGAGGAUAGCUUUUGAGGUGUCUUUCAAAGCUCACAGCCCAUCCUCCUUAACACCCAGCCAUGGCGAGGCCUCACGGGCAGCCGUGGACAGCCCCUGAAGCCUCCGAGCGUCCAGGCUCUAAAGCAGAGACCACUGCUGCCCAGCCUGGGGUGCCCUGGACCAGCAUGGCCGCCACUUCCUCAGGCUCCCUCCUGGGAACCCCAGAAAUGAGAGAAUCACCCUGAAGUAUAUGAUGUUUGCUUCCCUUCCAACAAUUGUAGUUUCUAGAAAAUCAGUGUUCAUCGACUGCCUUCACCUCGGACGUUUGCCAAUGUGAGAUUUCAGACGGCUUAGCGUCAGUGGGGGUCACCUUCACAUCUU